Messenger RNA from Branchiostoma floridae (Florida lancelet), 2747 nucleotides. RefSeq names its product leucine-rich repeat-containing protein 4-like. Gene Ontology annotation, molecular function: protein binding. The coding region runs from base 87 to 1817 and encodes 576 amino acids. Lineage: Eukaryota; Metazoa; Chordata; Leptocardii; Amphioxiformes; Branchiostomatidae. Gene Ontology annotation, cellular component: extracellular matrix. The record is from RefSeq and is a predicted model, not a curated record. The transcript has a single exon.
AUAUUCAGGCUGGAACUUUCAAUUCAACACCACAACUAAGAGUCUUGAGGCUGUAUCAGAACACGUUAACACACCUCAGAUCUGACAUGUUCACAGGGCUGGGAAACUUGGAGACCCUUAGCUUAUACAUUAAUGAGAUGAGUGAAAUUCAGGCUGACAGUUUUAAUUUCACACCACAACUGAUAGGACUGUCCCUGUCUAGAAACAAGUUAACAAACCUCAGAUCUGACAUGUUUACGGGGCUGGGAAACUUAGAAGAACUUUGGCUGCACACUAAUGAGAUCAAUGAUAUUCAGGCUGGAACUUUCAGUUUAACACCUCAACUGACAAAAUUGUACCUGCAUAAGAACAAGUUAAUCAGCCUUAGUGCUGGCAUGUUUACAGGGCUUCCAUCACUCUCUGAGCUUCAGCUUCAGGACAACCAAAUGGUGACUCUGCCCUCAGAAGCCUACAACAAACUAUUAUCAAUCAGGUCUAUAAACAUCAACAACAACCCCUGGCAGUGUGACUGUAGGAUGCUUCCCUUCAGGCAAAAGAUGACUGGGUAUCGUUCAUUUGAAUACCAAAUCACAUGUGAAGGACCGAGCAACUUCCAUGGGCAAAAGCUUAAAGAUAUCAGUCCUGAAGAUCUGAUGUCAGACUGUGAAGAACCAACAAUACUGAAGUUUGAAAGGGUUCACAAUAACACAGCUGUAGAGGGGGAGACUCUACAUUUGGUCUGUGAAGCUUCAGGAAUCCCCACACCAGACAUCACAGUCACCCUCCCAUCUGGACUGAAUGUAACUGUUGAGUCACUGACAGGUAGAAGGGUGACUGUGGAGGUGAAUGGUACCAUCCCCAUAACCAAAUUGAAUGUUACUGCAGCAGCAGACGAUGGUCUGUAUGUCUGUGCUGCAACAAGUCCUGUUGGCUCAACAUUUGCCACAUUGCUUGUAGAUGUCCAAAUGAAUGUGGCCACAACUGGUACAGUCACUACAGCGGACACAACUGGUACAGUCACUACAGCGGACACAACAGGUACAGUCACUUCAGAGGCCACAACUGGUACAGUCACUACAGUGGACACAACUGGUACAGUCACUACAGCGGACACAACUGGUACAGUCACUUCAGAGGCCACAACUGGUACAGUCACUACAGUGGACACAACUGGUACAGUCACUACAGCGGACACAACUGGUACAGUCACUUCAGAGGCCACAACUGGUACAAUGUCACCAGUAAGUUCACCCCUUGCUGUGACAAACACCAGCUUAAACAAACCAGACAGUAGUACUAGCUUCUCCCUCCCUGUUCUCAUUGGCUGUGUGUGUGGCUCAGUAGCAGGUACUGUCCUUCUUGGCGCCAUCAUUUUCACAGUCUGGUACAAGAGGAAGACCCAGAACCCUCCCUCAGACCCAACCCCUCCAGUCGUCUUCAGUAAUGCCUCAGCUAGUGUCACAAUCAGUGGGCAAGGUCAGACAGGGCAGGGUGGGGCCCAGCAGCCUACAGGUGAAUCCCUGAAUGCGAGACACUCAUCAGACCACGCCCCAGGCCGUCCUACCUCUCUUGAGUAUGAAGACGUUUCACUGCCAAAAAGGAACAUGAUGCCCAAUGGUGCAGGUCCGAGACAACCACCUUCCAAAUACCAGUCCCUUGGACCCAGACAACAACCUGCUGAAUAUCAGUCACUGGAACCUAUGAAACAAUCGUCAGAAUACCAGUCCCUCGGACCCAACAAAAACAGAGUUCCCAGUGAUGACCUCCCCCCACUUCCCCUGCCAACAGGUGCCAAUAACACCCAACACUACUACCAGUCCCUAAAAAGACAUAUAUAAGCAUUCCAGACUAAACGUUUAACUAAAUAGAAUUCUUACACCACCUAUUGGUAUAUACUAGUAGGUAAUUCUUUGGGAUGAUGUCUAUUUCUGCCCUCGUGCCAUUACAACUGGGGGCUAGUCUCUUACAAGGUAGCAUUGCGUGUUCAACUUCCAUACAUUUUUACUUUCAAAGGUUUUGGCAUGACCCAGCCAAGUUGAUUUUAUAAGCAACAGAUCCUUUAGUUAUUGAACCUUAUUCUACCUUAUUUUAACCUACUGAACACUUUGUAAGAACGUCUGUCUAAGCCUUUUAGAUGUAAAUAGUGCUUUAUGCAUUUAGCAGGUUAUCUUAGUAUUAAACCACAAUUUAGCCCUAUUAGUACUAGUAGGGCUUUGAAAAUGUACGUUUUAGUGUGUUGUGUACCGCAUAAACCAGUUAAGCAUCUAGGACAUUGUAUUACCUUAGAUUAUUGAAUAGAUUUAAUCAAUAACCAAAUGUAUCACUUCAACUCUAAUGUGACUAUUCAUUAUGUUAGUUAAUAAUUAAAUGACUAAUUAACUAAUCAUAUAGAAUAUGCAAACUUGAGGUAAAAGAGAUGUACAUAUUGGACAGUCAAUGUCUCCUAUGCAGAAUAUGUGUGUGUCUCAUGUAUGCAUCAUUGGAACUUAUAAUAUUACUAUACAUUAUUUUGUGUUUUUUCACCAUUGGUGACUAAGUCUUAUAAAAAGUAUGCAACAUAUUCAGCACUGAAAGUGUUGAGUGAAAAUGCAUGCAAAAAAAGUGUUUGUUGGACUAGCAUCAUAAUGAUUGUAUCUCUCUGAUUGAAAUACAAUGUACUCUGACUUGCAUAUGUUAAAGAUGACCGAAAAGUUGUUAAUGUAUGCCUGAAGCUGACACAUGUUUAUGGCUUUGCUUUUAUCUAAUAAAAACAAUAAUUGCACUGUUAA